AUAAUAAUCAACACGCGUAAAUGUUCCUCGGCGCGUUUGGUACCGAAGAAAACAUCUGUCUGAAAUCUUCUACUGUCGCAUUGUCACUUUUUGUUUCAUUUUCCAUAUCAUUCUUUCUUUGAAGCCAAGCAAGAAUCACAAGCCCCCAAAAAUUCUCCAUCUUUAUCCUCUUCCCACCAAACUGUUUCAUACACCUAAUUCUGCCGUUUUUUUUUUCGAUUUUCAGUGCAAAAAAUGUAAUUGGGUUUUGAUCCGAUCGUCUCCGACAAUAUUAAUCCCUUUGAUUCCGAGUGAAAGAAUUUUCCUUUUUUCGAGUUCGAUCCAGAAAUUUCAAUUUUCCCAGUUUUGGAUACUGUGCGAAGUCACUUGAUCCUCUCGUUUGCAGAACCCGUUUCUGAGUUUGACUUGAACCCUAUAAAUCCCGAUCCCUUUUUGUUGGUUCGGUGCAUAAAAGUUCGAGUCUUGUGAAUCGAUCGCUUAUCGGUCUGAAUCCGAGUGAAAAUGGAAACCCUACCGUCUCCUUUCGGAGACCCGGCUCCGAAUUUGUCGGAUUCGGAGCUCCGUGAAACCGCUUACGAGAUCCUCGUCGCCGCUUGCCGGAGCACCGGCAGCCGCCCGCUCACUUACAUCUCUCAGUCGGAGAAGUCAAGUUACCUUGGCUCUGCGGCGGCGGCGACUCUCUCGCCGUCUCCGUCGCUUCACAGAUCGCUGACUUCGACGGCGGCGAGUAAGGUGAAGAAGGCGUUGGGGAUGAAGUCGAGGAAGAGUGGCGGCGGCGGCGAGUCGUCGGGUCAAGCGGGUCAGACGGGCCGAGUGAAGAAAGCGGUCACGGUGGGUGAGUUGGUUAGGGUUCAGAUGCAGGUCUCGGAGCAGACCGACUCAAGGAUCCGAAGGGCGCUUCUGAGGAUCGCUGCCGGUCAGCUUGGGAAGCGAGUGGAGACAAUGGUUCUACCACUUGAGCUUUUACAACAGCUCAAGGCCUCGGAUUUCUCGGAUCAGCAAGAGUACGAGGCGUGGCAGAGGAGAAUCUUGAAAGUUCUCGAAGCUGGUGUGCUCUUGAAUCCUUAUACACCAAUAAACAAGGCCGAUUCUUCCGGACAACAGCUUAAGCAAGCUAUUCGGUCUGCUCUCGAGAAGCCAUUGGAGACUGGUAAGAACACAGGACAAAUGCAAAACCUGAGGAAUCUCGUCAUGUCCCUUGCUGUCAGAUCACGUGGUGGUGGAUCGAGCUCCGAUACUUGCCACUGGGCUGACGGGUUUUCUUUCAAUCUCAGACUCUAUCAAAUGCUGUUAGAUUCUUGUUUCGAUGUUAACGAUCAGCUCUCUCUCGUCGAAGAAGUAGACGAGGUUCUUGAACUCGUGAAGAAGACAUGGCCUAUCUUGGGUAUGAACCAAAUGCUUCAUGAUGUUGUCUUUCUCUGGGUUUUGUUUCAUCGGUACGUCGUAACCGGACAAGUGGAGAACGAUUUGCUCACAGCCGCCAAUAACUUGAUUCUCGAAGUCGAGAAAGAUGCAAAGGAGAUGGGGGCAAAUGAUCAAGAAUAUUCUAAGGUCUCGAGUUCUGUUCUGAGUUUGGUUCUUGAUUGGGCCGAGAAGAAGUUGGUCGCUUACCACGAUAAUUUUAACAUCGAUAACGUCGAAUCUCUCGAAACAACGGUUUCUUUAGCGAUCUCGGCCGCGAAAGUUUUGGUCGAAGAUAUUCCUAGCGAGUACCGAAGGAAAAAGAAGCAACUCGAUGUGGGUUGGGACAGGGUUGAUAGUUACAUCAGGUCUUCACUUCGUAUGGCCUUUUCUCAGAUCAAGAGGAUGGUGGAACACAACAAGCGAUCAAAAGCUCGGCAGAACAAUCUUCCAGCCCUUGCAAUUCUUGCAGAAGAUGUCGGCCAUUUGGCAUUCAACGAGAAGGCGCUAUUUAGUCCAAUCUUGAAGAAAUGGCACCCGCUUUCAGCCGGUGUAGCGGCUGCUACCCUUCAUUCGUGCUACUCAAACGAUUUGAAGAAAUUUGUCUCGGGCAUAAAAGAGCUGACACCGGAUGCAAUACGAGUGCUCACGGCUGCUGAUAAAUUGGAAAAAGAUUUGGUUCAAAUCGCUGUUCAAGAUGCAGUAGACAGUGAAGAUGGUGGGAAAUCUGUUAUAAGAGAGAUGCCUCCUUUCGAGGCUGAAACCGUUAUUGCCAACCUCGUGAAAUCGUGGAUCAAGACAAGAGUCGAUAGACUAAAGGAAUGGAUUGAUCGAAAUCUUCAGCAAGAGGUAUGGAAUCCGAAAUCGAAUCGGUUGGGUAUUGCCCCUUCUUCAGUAGAGGUUCUAAGGCUGGUAGAUGAGACUUUGGAAGCAUUCUUUCUCCUGCCUAUACCUAUGCAUCCAGCCUUACUUCCCGAGUUGACAUCUGGUCUCGACAAGUGUAUUCUACAUUACGUAUCGAAGGCCAAAUCUGGAUGCGGUUCGAGGAAUACGUUUAUACCCACUUUGCCUGCUCUGACGAGAUGCACGGUCGGGUCAAGAUUAAACGGUGUGUUCAGGAAGAAGGAGAAACCAGUAGCUCAUCAGAGGAGGAAAUCACAGCUUGGCGCAUCGAAAGGGGAUGAUCCCUCGGGAAUACUUCAGCUCUGCUGCAGGAUCAACACUCUGCAGUAUAUUCGUGCAGAAGCAGAAUCUUCGGGUAAAAAGACAGUAGCCCGUCUCCCGGAAUCGGAAUCUAGCGCGUUAGAUGAUGUCUCGGAUGGUAAAGGAAAGACCUUUGAACCGUCGAUCACAUCUUGUUCUAAGGGAAUACAGCAACUGUGUGAAGCAACUGCCUACAAGAUCGUGUUCCAUGAUCUGAGCAAUGUCCUGUGGGAUGGGCUUUACAUUGGAGACGCUUCUUCUUCAAGGGCUGAGCCUUUUCUACAGGAGCUCGAACGGUAUCUGGAGAUAAUUUCGACGACGGUUCACAACAGAGUCAGGACGAGAGUCAUAACCGACAUCAUGAGAGCUUCCUUCGAAGGGUUCCUCUUGGUUUUGUUUGCAGGUGGCCCAUCUCGAGGCUUUACCCUUCAAGAUUCUGCAUUUGUAGAAGAGGAUUUCAAGUUUCUCUGCGAUCUGUUCUGGUCAAACGGAGAUGGGUUGCCUCUGGAUUUGAUCGAGAAGGUAUCUGCAAUGGUGAAGAGUGUUCUGCCAUUGUUAAGCACAGAGACAGAGUCUCUGAUCGAACAGUACAAAGCGUUGUGUCUGGAGAAUUUCGGUUCAGACAGAGGAAAGCUUCCAUUGCCGCCGACUUCUGGUCAGUGGAAUCCGACAGAACCCAACACUCUUCUUCGUGUUUUGUGUUACCGUUAUGAUGAGGCCGCGACCAAGUUUCUCAAGAAGACGUAUAACCUGCCGAGGAAGAUAACAUGAAAAAAAGCCUUGGGGAAGUAGGUGGUGACCAUGACCGGAGUUAACCGGAAACUGGUCUUUGCUAUUAACCGGUCUUUUUGGUUAAAUGCCUAAUUAACCCGGACGUGGGUUGGUUCGAUUUUGAAAGCCCGGGUGGUGUCGGGAUUCAUCCGUUUGGCUUUGAAGGCGGUAUAUUGCACCGGUUAAGCAACGAUUGGUUUGGUAUCCUCGGUUUUCUUUGGUUUUCCAUGGUUAUUGAUACAUGUUCAGGUACAAAUUUAACCGUAUUCUUUUUGUAUAUUUAUAAACUUGUUUGUGUUUUCAUUACCAACAAAAAAAAAACUUGUUUGUGUUUGGGUACAAUACAAACAUGUCUGAAUAAUUGGUGUGAUUUUUUUUUCA
This is a messenger RNA of Tarenaya hassleriana, 3756 nucleotides long. RefSeq lists its product as uncharacterized. The transcript has 6 exons. The record is from RefSeq and is a predicted model, not a curated record. The coding region runs from base 502 to 3375 and encodes 957 amino acids. NCBI's taxonomy places the organism in Eukaryota, Viridiplantae, Streptophyta, Magnoliopsida, Brassicales, Cleomaceae.